CCGAUCGCUCCACAUACAGAGCCUGAAUUGAAUCUGAAGAUAGUUGCGGCGGGGCGGGGGUUUAUUCGACGCCGAUCGCUCCACAAACUUAGUGAAACCCCCUCAAAUGGUGUUGCUCUUACGGUGAAGGAGGUGGUGUUCAGGUUAAGAAGCAAGCACAGAACUGAAGAUUGAUUUCAGGAGAUUAUGAUGCGCUCAUAAUUUUGUUUGUUUUCCAGAUAUAAUUUUCUUAUGUUGUAUAGAUGGAUACGAGUGGAAAAGAAUUUUAAACUUGAAGCACUGGAUUCUUUAUAUCAAGUUUAAGGCUUUAAGCGUACCAACAUUACACAAUUGAUAAUUUGGGUGUCAACCAUCUAUGCCUAGCAACGAAUUUGGAGAUAGGGUUCACAAUUUUUUUGCACAAGACAACUCAUUGCAGGGGAAUCAUCACUCACAAGUUGUGGAAGGGAAUUGGCCAGUGCUAAACAGCAACUUUUGGGUUGGCAACCAAAGACAAGUUGAUCUAUUGAGUUCCACUAACAAAAAUUAUACUCCGCAAACCUCAGACGUAGAUAGAGGAGAGGGCAGCUAUCCCCUUCAUGAGGCACAUGACUUGAACUUUACUCAGCCAAAUCUGAGGCCUGAUUUUGCUAAAAGUCAGUCCUUAAAUGAACAACCAAAUUUGAAUGGCUUCAUGUAUGGAAAUGAGUUUCACCAGACAAGGCAGAAUGAAGCAAAUUUUCUGGCAGUGGAUACAGAUUCUGAUCAGCGUCUUUCAAUAACCUCAAGAGGCUUAUCUGUCCGUGAGUUGCAGCAAGCUAGUGGCCCUGACCAUCACACAAAAGCUUCAAUUAGAUCAGGAACAUCUUUGUCCCCCGUCACCUUUGAUCUUUUUGGCGGGCACCAGCAGAUGAGCCAUCAGCAGUCAACCGUACCACAAUCUUUGCAGCGUCAGCAAUCUGGAAUCAAUGACAUGCAGCAAUUUCAACAUCAACUCAUGAUCAGGAAAAUGCAAGAGCUGCAAAGGCAGCAGCAACUUCAGCAACUUGGUUUAAGGCAACAGGAUUUGAUUAAUCAGGUUCCCCCCUUUGCUAAACAGGCAUCUGGCACCCAGACCACAUUGGUGAAUGGAACACCAAACUCUGAUUGCUUACAGUACCCUUGGAGCGCUGAGCUUGGUACAAACUGGCUGAACCGGGGUUCUCCAACCAUGCAGGUGUCUGCUAAUGGACUUGGUUUUCCACCAAAUCUUGGCCAGACACAGUGCUCAGUGGAUUUGGUGGCACAGCAGGUUGAUCAAUCUCUUUAUGGAGUUCCUAUUUCAAGUUCAAGGGGUUUACCCGGAAACCAAUAUUCCCAAAUGGUGACAGAUAAAUCUUCAAUGCCUCAAAUGUCUAAUAAUAGUAAUUUUCUUCAGGAUAAUCAACAUAAUUUAUUGCCAGAUCAGGUAGGUGUACAGAACGAGUCUUCCAUUUCUAGGCAUAAAUUUCAGACUGAAAACAUGUUUGGACUUGCUUCUAGGCAAUCUCCAAAUACUGUGAUGAGAAAUAUUGGGGGCCUCCAGCAAGUGAAUUCCUUGUCGAGAAAUGCACCUCAGCAGGAUUUCCUGGGGAGACAGGAUCUAGCUGUUCGACCAGAUACCUCAUGUGAAAAGCCAACUAGGCAGGUUGCCUCACCACAGAAUGAAGUUGCCCUAGAUCCAACAGAAGAAAAGAUUUUGUUUGGUUCAGAUGAUAAUAUAUGGUCUGCCUUUGGCAAGCCAACACAUAAUACUGGAGAAGCUGGUAUUUUGUUCGAUAAUGGUGGCUUAUCAAAUGGUUUACCUUCUAUUCAAAGUGGUAGUUGGAGUGCUCUUAUGCAAUCAGCUGUAGGUGAAACGUCCAGCAGCGAUAUGCCGCCACAGGAGGGUUGGAGUGGUCUGAACUUUCACAAUAAUGAUGGUCCUUCAGGGAGUCAGCCCCUUUCAUUGAACAAUGAGAGUUGCAAACAAGUAUCAUCUUUAGCUGAUGACAGUCUGCAAAUGCCAUCAGCCCAGAGUUCUGGAUCGUUUGCUCCUGAUGAUAUCAAUACAAACAAUGUAAUGGGGUUGAAUCAAUUAAGCCAGAAAUUUCAAAAUGAACCUGGCCAAAGAUUGCAGACUGAGAUGUCUCAGAGGUUUUAUCAGUCUUUGGAGGAAGCUGGCAAGUGGUCAAACAGCGGUCCAUUACAAAGUUCAGUUGCUGAAGAUACAGAUGCCUCUCAUUCUCUACAGGCAGAGAGAAAUGCCAAAACAAAUUCUCCAACUUGGGUUUCUGGACACACUGGAACUAGACUACAAUCAAAUGGUUGGAAUUCUCUGGAAGCUAUACCACCUGGUGGAGAGAGGGUGAUGAAUAAUCAUAAGGCUGAGAAGCUGCACCAAAAUUCUCAAAACAGUCAAGUGAGAGUGGUGCAUGGAGAAGUGGUUCAUGGAACUUCUCUAUGGAAGUUGAAUACUGUUCAUAGUUCUCCUUCUGAGUUGGGUCAUGUAAAAUCUAGGGUAGCCAGUUCCCCAGCAAAUCAGGAAACUUUAAGUUCGAAAAAUGAUGCAUCAGUAGCUAACUCAUGUAAUGCAAGGAUAAGUGAAGAAACCAGUCCAUUUGUUCAGCAUAAUUAUUUACUCAAUCAGUGGAAGAAUGCCCAUCCUUCGACUAGAUCCCAAGGAGCUGAAAGUCUGGUAAGAUCACUGGAUCAAGCUAAUGACCUGAAUCAGGUUUUGGACCCAAUGAAUAGCCGUGAAAAAGAUGAAGUUGCGAGACAUGCAAGGCAUGAGAUAGAUAAUUGUGAUGGGAAGGAAAAUUCUAAUGACAGCCAUCGCUCAAACUUGUCUCAGCACACUUCUGGUUCGUUCAGAGAAGGUGAUUCACGAUCUCUUCCCAUUGGGAAGCAAACUUCAACAAAUCAGCUUCCUAGGAAAGUUUCUGCUCAUCGCAAGUUUCAGUAUCAUCCCAUGGGAAAUGUUGAUGAGGAUGUUGGAACCUAUGCUCACAAGCAAACCACCCGUACACAGGCUAUGUACCAGCAAAAUCCCCAUUUUGGCCAGUCAAAAAUAUUUGGUCAGGGUCCAACGAAUUCAACAGUAAAGGAAAAGGACCAGUCCUCUGAGCUGCAAAGAGAUAUUGAAGCUCCUGAUGAGGUACCAUCACGUGGAAACCUUUCUGGUCAUGCGCCUAAGGUAUCAGUUCUCUUUAGUCGACCCGUUGAUGCAUACACGUCCAGCAAUGCUUCUUCUUCAAGUCAAAACAUGCUGGAGCUUCUUCACAAGGUCGAUCAAUCAACUAGUCAUGGUGCCAUGGUUCUGUUUAGCUCUUCUGAGGGCAAUGCAUCACCUCAGCUGCCCCAAGCAGAAAAGUUGGAUGCGGUUGGCAGCCUCCAGCAUAAUCAGGCUUCUGUCUCUCAAGGUUUUGGGUUGCAACUUGGUCCUCCAUCCCAAAGGCUGCAGAUUCCUGAGCGUCAAUUGUCUUCUCAAAAUGGUCAUGACGCAUUUAAUUCCUUGUAUUCUAGUAAUGCUGCUGCAGAAAUGGGAGGUAAAGACCAGCAGAUGGUUGCCACACAUACAGGUCCAUCUUUGCCUUCCUUUGAAGAAACCCAGGUUGAGUUCAAGAUUAACAGAUCUGCAAUUCCAGAUCAUGGUGGGAAUGAGAACUCUCUGUAUAAGAUGCCUGGAAAUGUUAAUUUAGCUUCCAGUUCGGCUAUUCCGAAUUCAAGAAGUAAUGUUCAGAAUGAACAUAUAACUAGUUCAACUGGAAAAAUGUUGGUGAAUCAGCGGAUUGACUCCAAUGGGUACAGUUCCUACUCUGCACAAAGAAGGCUUGCAGAGACUCUCUUGCCUGAUGCAUCUGGCUGUUUUAAACAAGAUAAUCUUGCAUCAUCUGGGGGCACGUCGCGUCAAACCGGCCCGAGUGAUGUAACGAAAAGAGUUCCAACUACAACUAUACCCACCCGGGAUGGUAAGACGACUUCUCAGCAUUUUGGCAUGUCUGGUAUUCCUCGACAGGGAUAUUCUAAACAAAUGUUGCAUAAUAUGUGGACCAAUGUUCCUACCCAUCAAAAUAAUAUGAGCAUUCAGUUUCAGCAAGCAUCAUCACAUACUCAAGAGUCACCCCAGCCAAAUAUUUUGGAAUCAAGUUCUCCUUUGACACAAGGUCAAGUAAACCCUCAGGGGAUUUUUGAUGGGGAAGAGCAAAGGCUGAAGGAGAGUUCUGGUCAGCCAGUAGUAUUUGCAAACACUGACCCAGUUCCAGAGAUGGAAAAAUCAUUGGGAAAAGCAUCCUCCAUGAAAAAUUGCUUGGAAGAUUCUCCUGCAAAUUCUGCUUCUACACAGAAGGAUAUUGAAGCCUUUGGUCGAUCACUGAGACCUAAUAGCUUCUCUCAUCAAAAUUAUUCCUUACUGAGCCAAAUGCAGGGUUUAAAGGAUGCAGAGGCUGAUUCAAGCGACAGGGUCUCGAAGAGGAUGAAAGGACCAGAAAGUGUUUCGGAUGUUCAUAUAGCAACUGUGAAGGCACAGCAGCAGAAUGAACACAAUGCAGUAGGAGAUUCUUUGGGUUCAAGCACUGGGGCCCCAUCUGAGGAUUCAGGGAUGCUACACUUCUCAAGUCCAGCUGAAAUCUUCCACAAGAACACUUCUCAACAAGGAAAUGUAGCCUCACAGGAUAUGCUGGGACUUAGUCGAGACAUUUCUGAGAGCAAGUCUUGUGGUGGAUAUUCGACUUCUGCUAGAGCUGAUCAUCAUCAGGUUAGCCCCCAGAUGGCUCCAUCGUGGUUUAAUCAGUAUGGAACUUUUAAAAAUGGGCAAAUGUUGCAAAUAUAUGAUGCACGCAAAGUCACCUCCUUAAGACCAGGAGAACAUGUUGGGAAGUCUUCCACUGGCUUGGAUACUCUUAACGCGGAGGAGAAAGGAACUGUUGCUCCCAUUGACGCAUGUCAAUUGGGCAACAGCCAUCAAAGUUCUAUUCCCUCAUUAUUAGCCAAUGGACAUUUCUCUUCUCAAUCAUCGCAGCUUAAUGUCACUGGUCAACAUCUUGAGAUUUUGAGACCCAAGAAGCGUAAGAGUGCUACCUCUGAACUUCAUCCUUGGCACAGAAUAAUAUCCGAAGGUUCACAAGAUCUUUGGACCCUCAGCAAGCCAGAAGCAGACUGGAAUAAAGCAACAAAUCGUCUUGCUGAAAAGGUUGAAGAUGAUGCUGAACUAAUUGAAGAUGGACCACCAAUGCUUAGAUCCAAACGAAGGCUUACUUUGACAACGCAUCUCAUGCAGCAAUUGCUUCCCCCCUCACCAGCAGCUAUUCUCCCUGUUGAUGCUACUAUGAGUUACGAGAUUGUAGCUUAUGCUGUCUCCAGGAUAGCUCUAGGAGAUGCUUGCAGCACAGUUUCCCGCUCAAGUAAUUUGGAUCAGCCUGGUGACAGCAUGGACAGACUUCGUGCAAAGAGCAAAUUGUCGGAGAGAAAUGGAUGUCGGUGUUAUGCAAAAGCUUCUGAAGAGCUGAUGAGAAGAGCUAGGAAGCUGGAAAAUGAUUUCUUCAGACUGGACAAGAGUGUAUCAAUGUUGGAUUUGAGAUUAGAAUGUCAAGAUCUUGAGAAGUUCUCUGUAAUCAAUAGAUUUGCAAGAUUCCAUGGGCGUGGCCAAAGUGACAACACAGAGGCAUCAACUGAUACAACUCCAAGCGCUCAGAAACCUAUUCCGCAAAGAUAUGUAACUGCUCUUCCCAUGCCUAGAAGUCUUCCUGAUAGAGUCCAAUGUCUAUCAUUAUAGUAAUUAUUUGAUUGGUUUUCCUGGACCUACGCCUAACAGUCUCCAAUAGUUUAUACACUGGAACUUGCACGAAGACCAAUCAAAAACCACAGGAUGGAAUUGCGUACACAUAAUGUCUCCUGAGAUGUGGAGGAUGUUUAAUCUUUUCGAUUUAGGCCACUGAUAUCAUUCUUGCAAAUUAUAAAGUUCAAUUAUGUAUAGAUCUUUUAAAACUGAGCAAAUCAGGGUUCUCAGUCCAUUUUUGCGAAGAAGCGGGGUAAUAUAAGUUCCUCCUGAUGUUUCAUAUAUAUUGGCAAAUAGGUAGGAAUUUCUGAUAUGUAGCUUCAAUUUCUUGUUCUAUUCUUUGGUAAUAUAUGAUGCAUAUUUACUA
Messenger RNA from Sesamum indicum (sesame), 6119 nucleotides. RefSeq lists its product as uncharacterized. The record is from RefSeq and is a predicted model, not a curated record. Lineage: Eukaryota; Viridiplantae; Streptophyta; Magnoliopsida; Lamiales; Pedaliaceae.